Striga hermonthica is the source of this 984-nucleotide messenger RNA. NCBI's taxonomy places the organism in Eukaryota, Viridiplantae, Streptophyta, Magnoliopsida, Lamiales, Orobanchaceae. The record is from the annotation of a GenBank genome assembly.
GCCCCUCCGGCCAUGGACCUCACUCAGCUUAUCAUUCAGUUUCAGCGGAUGAAUGCACCAACCUUUGCGGGGACUGAGAACCCCACACCAGUGCUAGAGUGGAUCAAAGAACUGGACAAGAUCUUCGCUGUGCUUCCCCUCCCUGACCGUCAGCGGGUGUCCCUUGCCGCUUAUCAGAUGAAGGAGGACGCCUCCGACUGGUGGAUUGACCACUGGGCUAGGAGGCCAGAGGCGGAGCUCCAUGCUCUUACUUGGGAGCAAAUGAAGAUGAUGGUGCGAAGCAAGUUUGUCCCCCAGAGCUUUUGGGACAGAAUGGAGCAUGAAUUCUACCACUUGCAGCAGGGUAGUUCCACAAUGGAUGAGUAUGUCCGUACCUUCACCUGCAUGUGCCUUUUUGCGGGCGACGCUGUGAACACCGACGCCAAGAAGUCUCGCAAGUUCCUCAAAGGGCUCAACCAGAGGAUUCGUGAGUUGGUGGGCACCUGCCCGAAAUGCAGCCGAUCCCACAGUGGCGAGUGCUUAGCUAACCAGCGCAACUGCUUCAACUGUAACCGUCCGGGACAUUAUGCCAAUGUCUGCCGUGAGCCGAAGAGACAGCAACAGCAACAGCCGCCCUACCCUCAGCAGCAGCAACAGCUUCCCCCACCGCCCCCACACCAGCAACAGCAGCCCCCGCCGUUCCAGCAGAGGGCUGGGGGUCAGGCCCGUGUCUAUACCAUCACCCAUGAUGAGGCCGCUCGCAACACAGGUACCAUGUCCGGAAUGCUUUCAAUAUCCCAUGUGCCUGUUUUUGCUUUAUGUGAUACUGGUGCUACCCAUUCGUUUAUAUCAUCUCGUUGUUUGGAGGCCUUAUCUAUUAUCACUGUGCAUGCUUGUGAUCCUCUCGAGGUUAGCUUGGCCUCGGGAAAAAUUAUUAUCUCUGAUUCUGUGGUUCGCAAUCUUCCUAUUUGUAUUGGUGGUCGAGUUCUGGAGGCCGAUGCCUAU